Molecule: messenger RNA, 3946 nt
Organism: Vitis riparia (riverbank grape)
Lineage: Eukaryota; Viridiplantae; Streptophyta; Magnoliopsida; Vitales; Vitaceae
Exons: 22
Coding region: 176-3769 (1197 amino acids)
Source: RefSeq, a predicted model, not a curated record
GCCCUUUUGAAAAUGAUUUUCAAACUAGCCGUUAUGAUUAAAAAAGUAUACCCUGUACCCCGCAACGCUCUCUCCUACUAUCAGCUCGCAAGAAUCUGAAAAGAACGACGAAAGGUGAUCCUCUUUGAACGAAUUCAUUUCGGUGACCUUUGUUCUUUCUUCAAGAUUUGUAAAAAUGUUCACCGAAGGUUUGGAUCAAACCGCAAUAGACUGGAUCAAGCAGGGUUCGGAUCUGGAAGAAAAGCAUGUUCGAUCUCCUUUGACGGAAAAGCUUGCUUGUGAUGCAUUUCCAAAAUCUCCUCUUUCCUAUAAUACCAACGGUUAUGCGUCUCCCCAUGUUUUGCCUCCACUGAAAUUCCGUUCGGGUUUUCUGGGACCUCAUAGUACGGUGACUCUCGGUCUUGAUGACCACACGGAGGAGGAGGAGGAGAGUGUGGCUUCAGCUCCAGAUGAUACAGAUGGGAAUUACUCUGAGGUAUCUGAAGAAGAAGAAUUGGAAUUGGAAAAGCCAUUUGCGCCUUUCUAUGAUGAAGAAAUAUUUCAUUCGCUAUCCAGGAGAAACUUGAACCCCAGUGCACUCAACAGAUCAGAUCACCGUAAUGUUUCUUCUAUAAAUAGAGGAGUGUCAAAGGAGAAUCUCAAAAUUGAAGUACCAGAAAAUUGCAAAAGAUUUACUGAUGGGGAAUUGGGUACCAGGGAAGGUGUUCGGCCAAAUUCAGCCCCGCAUUGCUGCAGUCAAGCCGAACAAGUUCAGCUGUGCAGUGCUCAUUUGCAGGGAACUCCUGCUAAUGGCAGUAUGGUCAAGGAUCUAGGCGAUUUGGGAACUCCCAGUGCACCUCCAAUUAUGGAUAUAGCAAGUGAAGGAAAGGUGUUUAGCGUUGAAAGUAAAGAGGAGAGAGCUUCCAGAUUUUCUUUAGAGAUUGAGCAAAGUGGCAAUGGGGCGUGCAGAGCCAAAGAAUCAGAUGUUUUUUGCAGGAGAAAAGAAGGUUUAUCAGAUGGAAGAACACAAUUUCCUAAAACCAGUGAACUUGGUGAAAGGGCAAAUAAAAGCAUGCAUUGGGAGACAGAAUCACAGAUUCCUCAAGCCACGUUAGAUCAUUCGCCCUAUUAUAACACCAGUGGACAAAAUGCCUGGCAAACUCUAAUAGCUUAUGAUGCAUGUAUUCGCCUAUGCCUGCAUGCAUGGGCAAGGGGCUGCACAGAGGCACCAGAGUUUCUACGUGAUGAGUGCCUGGUUCUUUGGAAGGCCUUCGGACUACAGAAAUUCCUAUUGCAACCCAGAGGUACACAACCAAUAGAAGGGGGGGCUAAGAAUGUGGAACAAACAUGUUCUUUGAAGGCAAAGAAGGUAGUUGGAAAGAUAAGAGUGGAAGUGAGGAAACUUCGAAUUAUACCAAGGCGGAAACUUAAGAGUACAUAUUCACAGCGAGGUGCAUUUUAUGUGCAAGCGGGGGCAGAGUAUGUCCGACAUGUUUCAUCACUUAUGAAAACCGGCAUCAAUUCUCUUCUACUAACCUCAUCCUCAGUGACAUCAGAAGGUUCAGAGCAAUUCUCAUGUUUUUUCCACCUUAAGAGUUCUGCGGAAGAUGCUGAAAUGGAGCCAGGUUCUGCUAUUUGCUUGCACCCUGGAACUGGCGAUUACCAUGUCUUUUUCCCAGAGAGUCAAGGAGAUGCUCUUCUAUUAGAAGUCCAGGAUGCAAAAAAAUCUGUCCAAGGUCGAUGUACAAUUCCAAUUUCAUCCUUGUCAGAUAAUCCUAGUGAGAGAAUUCGGUGGUGGUCCAUUUUUCAUGAUGAUCACGAAUGUGUUGGGAAAGUGCAGCUUUCAAUUGGUAGUACAAUUACAUUUGAUGAGACUAACCAUAUAAAGAGUGGAGCUGUUGUGGAAACUCUUGCUUAUGAUUUGCUGCUGGAGGCCGCUAUGCGCGCACAACAUUUUCAUUCUCGAAACUUGUGGUUACAUGGACCUUGGAAGUGGUUGUUGACUGAAUUUGCAGACUAUUAUGGGGUUUCAGAUUCAUAUACUAAGCUGAGAUAUCUUUCAUAUGUCAUGAAUGUGGCCACUCCUACAAAAGAUUGCUUAGAACUUGUACAUGAAUUGCUGGUGCCCGUUAUAAAGGCAAGGAGUGAGAAAAGUUUAACUAGACAAGAGAGAAGUAUAUUAUUGGACUGUGAAACACAAGUUGAAAGUCUAUUGGCAAAUGUUUUUGAGAACUACAAAUCAUUAGAUGAAAACUCUCCAGCUGGUCUAGCAGAAUUGUUUGAUCCAACACCAGAGUCUGCUGCCCCAGCCCUAGCUCCUGCUGUGCAAAUAUUCAUUCUUUUGCAUGAUAUACUCGCACAAGAAGCACAGACAAUGCUGAGAAACUAUUUCCAGACAGCGGCAAAAAAGAGGUGCCGGAAACACAUGUUGGACACUGAUGAGUUUUUGUCAAGCAAUUCUGAUGGUUUUCUUAUGGACCCCAUUACCAUCUCCACUGCAUAUUCAAAGAUGAAGAAUCUAUGUGUUAACAUAGGCAAUGAAAUCCAGGCAGACAUCAAGAUCCACAACCAGCACAUACUCCCUAGUUCAAUUGAUCUGUCAAACAUCACAGCUGCUGUGUACAGCACUGAUUUAUCAAACAGACUUACGGGUUUCCUUGCUGCAUGGCCUCCAUCUAGUCCCUUGCCUCAUGUAAAUGAACUUUUGAUAGCUACUGCAGAUUUUGAAAGGAAUCUUGAGUCCUGGAAUAUCAGGCCAGUGCAGGGUGGUGUUGACUCAAAGAAUUUGUUCCAUAAUUACAUAAUGGUGUGGAUACAGGAUAUGCAGCUAAACUUGCUUGAGCUCUGCAAAGCAGAAAAAGUGCCAUGGUCUGGAGUGACUACAAAUCAUUCCACCUCGCCGUUUGCUGAGGAAAUGUACGAGAAAAUCAAAGACACCCUUGUUGAGUAUGAGGUGGUGAUCAAUCGAUGGCCUCACUACUCAUUGGUUUGGGAAAAUGCUGUUGCAAAUGUGGAAAGAGCGAUCAUAAAAGCACUGGAGAAGCAGUACAAUGACAUCUUAACUCCUCUGAAAGAUAGCAUUCCGAAAAGGCUUAAUAUGCACGUACAGAAGCUGACAAGAAGACAAUCUACAGCACUUUAUUCUGUUCCUAACCAAUUGGGAACUUUUCUGAACACGAUCAAGAGAAUUCUUGAUGUUCUACACUGUAGGAUUGAGGACAUCCUAAAGUCUUGGGCAUCUUAUCUGCCUGUCAUUGGUGACAGGAAAUCACUCUUUGGGGAACAAAUGAAUGCAAUUACAGUUCUAUUGAGAACAAAAUACAAAAACUACAUUCAAGCAACAGUGGGGAAGCUCGUUAACAAUAUGCAAGCAAAUCGAAGCACACGGCUUAAAAGGAUUCUGGAGGAAACAAAUGAAGCAGAUGGAGAGGCUGAGGUCCGUGAAAGAAUGCAAAUGCUUAGUUCACAACUGAUUGAUUCCAUAUCCAACUUGCAUGAGGUGUUUACAAGCCGAAUAUUUGUUGCCAUAUGCCGUGGGUUCUGGGACAGGAUGGGACAGAUUGUAUUGAACUUUUUGGAGGGGAGAAAAGAGAACAGAGUCUGGUAUAAUGGAUCUUACUAUGCUCUUGGGAUUUUGGACGACACUUUCGCUUCCCAGAUGCAGAGAUUGCAAGGAAAUGCACUGCAAGAGAAAGACAUUGAGCCCCCUCGUUCCGUAAUUGAGGCUCGUUCCAUUCUUUGCAGGGACACAACAAAUGCAACGGAUCCAUCAAACUAUUUCUAUGUCUAGUCGUAGUUCGAAUGUUCCCGGGUCAAUAAUAAACCUCAUCUGCCUAGUCUGUUUCAUAAUGUUCAUCAUAUUCUUUUAGCUCAGGGCAAUUGGUGCCAAAUAAGUUUCAGUUUCUGUUCUUUUUGUACAUGUUUCUGUGCUAUAUUUACAUGUAUGUAACAUCCUUCUUUUUUGUAA